CAGCAGGCAGCUGAUCUGAUUGACAAGGACUUGGCUAACUGUGGACCCUCCUUCCCACGUCUCCUCCUCCUCUCUCUCUCCCUCUCUCUCUCUCCUUUCCUCUCCUUUCUCCGUGUUUUCUCCCUCUCCCCUCUCCCCUCAAUCGCAAGGCUGCGCUCACCGACUCGACACCACCAACAGGGAUGCAGCGAGGGCGCAGCGCAGCCUGAAAAUGGCACCACCACGCGUCCUGUGGAUCUAUCCAUCCCUUUCCCUUCACUCCUCCUCCCCGCUGCUGCUGCUGCUGCUACUGUUUCACACCUUGUCCCAGUGCGGAGCCGUAAGGAAUUAUCCGGAGAAUGAAGUUACAUUGCUGGACUCCAUGUCAGCUCUGGCCGACCUGGGCUGGGAGGCCUAUCCCAACGAGGGGUGGGAGGAGAUCAGCGUGAUGGACGAGAGGAACACUCCGAUGAGAACCUACCAGGUGUGUAACGUCAUGGAGGCCAAUCAAAACAACUGGCUCAGGACACGCCACAUCAGCCGGGAGGGGGCUCAACGCGUCUACAUCGAGAUCAAGUUCACCCUGAGGGACUGUAACAGCCUGCCGGGGGUCCCUGGUACUUGUAAGGAGACCUUCAACAUGUACUACUACGAGUCCAACAAUGCAAACCUGUGGUUCAUCAAGGAGAGCCAGUACGUCAAGAUUGACACCAUUGCUGCUGAUGAGAGCUUCACUCAGGUGGACGUCGGAGACCGUGUCAUGAAGCUAAACACCGAGGUGCGGGACAUCAGCAACCUGAGUAGAAGGGGCUUCUACUUGGCCUUCCAGGACUUGGGUGCCUGCAUCGCUCUGGUCUCCGUGAGGGUUUUUUACAAGAAGUGCCCCCUCACUGUGCUCAACUUGGCCCAGUUUCCUGACACAAUAACGGGUGGCGACACGGCGCUGGUGGAGGUCCACGGUGUGUGUGUGAACGCCUCCGAGGAGUUUGAGGCUCCAAAGAUGUACUGUAGCGCCGACGGAGGCUGGCUCGUUCCCAUCGGGAGAUGUGUUUGCAAACCAGGCUUCGAGGAGAACAAAGACAUCUGCCAGCCGUGCAGACCUGGAACCUACAAAGCUUCAGCCACGGACGCCUACUGCACUAAAUGUCCUCCUCACAGCUCGUCUCCGCAGGAACAAGCGGUGGAGUGCGUGUGCGACAAAAGUUACUAUCGAGCAGAGACGGACCCCAGGGCUAUGGCCUGCACACGUCCUCCAUCCACACCAGAAAACCCCAUCUCGACGGUGAACGAGACCUGCGUGACCCUAGAGUGGUCCUCACCCAGGGAGACAGGGGGCCGGGGGGACGUGACCUACAGUCUCCACUGCAGAAAGUGCUCUGACGACGGCAAGAAGUGCACACCGUGUGGCAGCAGCGUCCAUUUUGUCCCCAGGCAGUUUGGUCUCUCCUCCACCACCGUGUUGGUCACUGAUCUGCAGCCGGACUCCAACUACAGCUUCACCAUCGAGAGCCAGAACGGAGUUUCGGACUUGAGUCCAACGCCCAGAGGAACAGUAGUAAUCAACGUGACCACAUCACAAACAGUAAGUGUGGUGUUGAAGGAGAGGAGAAGCAAGGACAGCGUGACUUUGGCCUGGCAGGGACCGGAGAGACCGAGUGGAGCCAUAGUGGAGUAUGAGGUCAUUUACUAUGAGAAGAACCAGCGGGAGCAGAACUACACGGUCCUCAAGACUCGUUCCAACAUGAUGACAGUGAUUGGGUUAAAGCCAGGGACCACCUACGUGUUCAGGGUCAGAGCUCGGACUGACGGAGGGUAUGGGAGCUACGGCGGAGAGAUUGAACUGGAAACCAGCCAUGAAGAUGUUCUGGCCAUUGGAGACCCCAACCAGUUCACCAUCCUGGCUGUGUCCAUAGCAGGAGGAAUCGGUCUCCUCAUAUUCCUGGUGACUUGCUUCAUUGUCAGCGGCAGGCACUGUGGAUAUAUUAAAGCCAAGCAGGACCCUGACGAGGAGAAGAUGCAGUUUCAACAUGGCCGAGUUAAGCUCCCAGGCAGCAGGACCUACAUCCACCCCCACACCUACGAAGAUCCAAACCAGGCUGUCAGAGACUUUGCCAAAGAGAUUGAUGCUUCCAAUAUCCGCAUAGAGAGAGUCAUCGGAGCUGGAGAGUUUGGCGAGGUGUGCAGUGGUCGGCUACGCGUGCGGGGAAAGAGGGAGAUUUACGUCGCUAUCAAGAGUCUGAAGGCGGGAUAUUCAGAUAAGCAGAGAAAAGACUUCCUGUCCGAGGCCUCCAUCAUGGGACAGUUUGACCAUCCCAACAUCAUCAGGCUGGAGGGUGUCGUUACCAAAUGCAAACCAGUGAUGAUCAUAACAGAGUUCAUGGAGAAUGGAUCUUUGGACACUUUCCUGAAGAAACACGACGGCCAGUUCACCGUGAUCCAGCUGGUGGGCAUGCUGCGUGGCAUCGCCUCAGGGAUGAAGUAUCUGUCAGACAUGAGCUACGUUCACAGGGAUCUGGCAGCUCGCAACAUCCUGGUCAACAGCAACCUUGUGUGUAAGGUGUCGGACUUUGGCCUGAGUCGGGUUCUGGAGGACGACCCUGAAGCCGCCUACACCACCAGGGGAGGAAAGAUCCCCAUCAGAUGGACGGCUCCAGAAGCUAUAGCCUACAGGAAGUUCACCUCGGCCAGCGACGUGUGGAGCUACGGAAUCGUCAUGUGGGAGGUGAUAUCCUAUGGAGAGAGACCCUACUGGGAGAUGUCAAACCAGGAUGUGAUCAAAGCAAUAGAUGAAGGCUACCGUCUUCCUGCUCCCAUGGACUGUCCUGUGGUGCUACACCAGCUCAUGUUGGACUGCUGGGAGAAGGGAAGGAGUGACAGGCCAAAGUUUGGACAGAUUGUCACAAUCCUGGACAAGCUUAUUAGAAACCCAGCCAGCCUGAGAGAGCUGGCCAACAGCUCACUAUGCAGGGAGGACCUGUCCACACCAGAGUUCAGUGUGACCACAGUGGAUGAGUGGUUGGAGGCCAUCAAGAUGGGCCAAUAUAAGGAGAAUUUUUCCAGUGCAGGAUAUGUGAGCUUGGACUCCAUACUCUACAUUAGUGUCAGUGAACUGGCUAAGAUGGGUGUAACUCUGGCUGGACACCAGAAGAAGAUUUUAUCCAGCACGCAGAGUUUGCAGACCCAGGGGACACAUGUCCAAGUAUAACAGCGUCCUGUUAAACAGUGAGACACAGCUUAAAUAGAUGCACCUGUGAAGACUCUAACCCCCUCAAAAUGGACUCCUGAUGGAUACUCUCUGCUCGGACCUCCAUUGCUUUUAAGGCACACUCUGGGGGACAAAAUUGACGCUUGCCUCCUUCAUCUCCUCGCAGUUUCUCUAACCCUUCUCUCCUCGAUGGGCACGACCAGCUUUAGCACUCAAUAGUCCCAGAAACACUCUGUUGUGGAGCAGCGGGGGUGGCGGGGGACGCGUGACUAUUCAAAACUCCUAAAUCAUUUCACUUCAUAUCAGCUCGACAGGAAGAACAGAGAACAGAAAAAAAGAUUUUUAACUGAAAAAAAAAUUAGAAUAUAAUUAUCAUCACUGUCUGUGAGGUGUACAGUUGGUUUUUACCGUCUUUUUGUUUUGACUAUAAAGAGUUAAAAAGGGUCAGAAGAUAUGUAUAUGUGUAGAUAUAUGUUUAUAUGGGUUGUGUAUUCCACGCCUGUAGAGAUGGACCUAAUGUUUGUAUUGGUGGUGAGAUCACUCAAACCUAAUAAGACUUAUAACUGCGGUACAUUUAUGGCUCCUUCCAUUGUUUGCUCUCCGUAUGUAGAAAGCCAACGUACAAGCUAACUGUUGAGAAUGAUGUGAAUGUGUGAGGGCGGAGAGAGAGAGAAAAAAAAAACUGGACCUUCAGAGACUCAGACGGGUGUAGAUUCUUGCUAGUUGGUGUAGACAGAGGUGUGAUUUGUUCAUGUAGAAUAUUUGACCAGGUAAAGGGCUUCCCUGGCGACUGCUCUCACACAAACACUUCCGACCAGAGCAGGAGCAUGUUUGCUUGGCUGCUCGCACCUAUGAUGUAACUCAGUGCAAAGUCACAGCUGAAACAACCCGAGGUGGAGACGCCACAGAUAUUUUUACUCUUCCACAACUGUCACUUCCAAUCCACAUGGCACUGUCUGCUUAGCAAACACAGUAUUAUGAUGAUGAUGAUGAUGGUUUUGCCUUCUCAUGAAUCAGGGGUGUGAAUGUGUGUGUGUGAAUGUGUGUGUUUGAGUGUGCGCAUUAAAUAAUUUAUAGUGUUUUGUGGAAAGCGAGAGGUGAUGCAAAGGUCAUGAUGGAGUUGACACUGUCAGGAAGGUGGAACUUCUUUUUCCUAGUUUUGUGCCAUGUACAGGGACAACAUACAUUUACCAUUGUUAUUUUUUAAAUUUGUUUUGCCUGACAGAGAAACUAUUCUACACGGCCAAUUUUAAUGAAACACAUUUUUGAAUGUAUAAUGGAAAAUCUGUGCCACAAAGUAAAGGUAAAGAUCACAUUUUAAAAAAAACUGCACAUAUGGAAGAUAAGCUUUGACCUACUGUAAAGUAGGACACGACUAAUUUGAGAAAGUGUUGUUUUCAAAUAGGGCUUUAACUCGUAGUCAAAGUCUGUCUUUAUUGUUCACUCAUGCAGCUCAACUUUAGACCACAAAGACACAAAUUAUCAGUACAAGUCCAAUGCAACUUGAAUUCUUAACGGUACACCACAUCAUCCACAGUACAGUAGUUAAAUAAAUGUCCUGGAACACAUGAAACGCUACAAACAAACUGCUAAUCUUUAGCAUUUUGUGUGAUACAUGUAAGAAGUGACAGCCCUAGUUGAAAACAGAUUUAUUUCUCUGCCGCUUCCUUAAAUCAUGUAAGAAGUUAAACAGCAAAACUUGGACAGGAUGGGAACACAUCUGCGUGAGCUGCAUUGCUGCACUGAACCUGCGUUGUGUGUAAACCCAAAGUGAGUUUCAGCCGACGUGGUACUCCACAGGACCAACAGAGACUUUUAAGUGCAGUAUAUACAAUUGUAUCAUAGUGUAAAAUAUGUACAGCGUUGAUUUACGAUGUUAGAAUGUUUGUAAUGACAACAAUGAUGACGAUGACUACGGUGGACUUUUAUUGUGAGGUAAAUCAUUCAACAGUGGCCCGACGGGAUGUAGAAAAGAACUUGUUGGUCUGGACUAAGGAAUGUAGCAUGGCACAAAGCUCCGGCUUUGAUUGACAGGUGACAAGGACUGCAGUUUAUAUAUCAUAGCACUAGAAUGAGUAGAAUGUACCUACCCAUGCACCUGCCAGGGAUACAUUUGAGAAGCUUGGAAAUGGAAAUGAUGAUAAAAAUGCUACCAAAAAAAAAAAAAAACAACAACUACAUACAAUAAAUGGGAUGUACAAUCAUGUUUGCCCAUGUUUUUAUGCUUUUUGAAAGCUAUGGAAUUCCACUAGAAUUCCAUUUGUGAAGUGGAAGAAGAAUUAAAUAGUUACAUUAAGUCAAAGGUGAUAAAUUAAUAACAAAGCCAACAAAACCACAACAGAUUUUCCAACAGACAAAUUACAGGAACAGUCUAAAACCCAAAGGGUUCAUUCUACUCACGCUAACCCUAUGACUUCAUUUUAGCGGACGACCCCUGACCGCUGACCUUUUAGCUGCCUUAUUAUUUGUUCUUUUUUGCCUUACUGAGGCCUAUCAACAGUAAAAUGUAUGUGGAGGUAGUAUUUAUCUGUGUUCUUAUGAUGACAUAACAUCAACACCCUGGUUUUGUAAAAUCUCCUAAGAGACAUUAAGACGAAAAUAUUAAUUUCUUUUCAAAUCCAACCAUCAAGACAAUGGAGAAAGUGACACAUUGUUCAAAGUCUGUAUUACAGCCAUUGAUUUAGAUGUGAUUGGUUUACAUAAUAAAAUUUGUUGUAUGGUUGUUUUAAUGUGGAAAGUGUAAGGUCGUAUAAGGUCUGAAAAAGAACAACAUGGAAACAGUGUGACAAGGUCACAAUGUUUCAUGACAGACAGCUUCCUGACAUGUUGGUAUAGCUAAUGAAUCUCAUAUUGACCUUAACGUUCAAAUCUUUGGCUUUAACUUUGUCUGAUCACUAAAAUGAAGCCAUUUUCCACAACUCUAACUUCAGUUUUUGAGGUUUUUUUUGUUUUUCUGUUCACCCUCUCAGCUCUCUGUUCCGCUCUAACCACCUCCUUCCCCCCCUCUCUCUGUUUGGCCACCGUGGCAGUGCUUAGUUGUUCCCUCUGCUUUGCUUGUUGUAAAAGGGUGUAGGCAUUCUGAUGUCUUUCAUGUUGCUGUAAUAAACAUGCUAAUAUUUCUAA
Messenger RNA from Cynoglossus semilaevis (tongue sole), 6307 nucleotides. Its product is annotated as ephrin type-A receptor 3-like. Gene Ontology annotation, biological process: protein phosphorylation; axon guidance; ephrin receptor signaling pathway. The transcript has 19 exons. Gene Ontology annotation, cellular component: dendrite; plasma membrane. Bases 212 to 3184 code for a protein of 990 amino acids. NCBI's taxonomy places the organism in Eukaryota, Metazoa, Chordata, Actinopteri, Pleuronectiformes, Cynoglossidae. Gene Ontology annotation, molecular function: protein binding; ATP binding; transmembrane-ephrin receptor activity. The record is from RefSeq and is a predicted model, not a curated record.